Molecule: messenger RNA, 4270 nt
Organism: Amblyraja radiata (thorny skate)
Lineage: Eukaryota; Metazoa; Chordata; Chondrichthyes; Rajiformes; Rajidae
Gene: card11
Product: caspase recruitment domain family, member 11
Exons: 25
Coding region: 634-4107 (1157 amino acids)
Biological process (GO): regulation of apoptotic process
Cellular component (GO): cytoplasm
Molecular function (GO): CARD domain binding
Source: RefSeq, a predicted model, not a curated record
GAAUUGGCCAAGGGCGACAGACUGAAACUAUCCCAUCUCGUCCGAGAGAAGGACUUGUGGCCAAACUGGAAAGGCUGGAGUGCAGCAGCCACGAGGAGAACACUCAUAUUCGGAUUUACCAGCCACGUAUGAAGUUCUGAUGUGGAGUACAACCUGCUUUUGUUGUUCAGAAGCCCCCCCCCGCGGCUCUCUAAACGGAGAUUCUCAGCUUGCACUUAUUCCUCUCUAUUUUAAUGUGUGUCAAUGCGGUUUUAUAAUUCUCCGCCCACACACUUGACAGCAACGUUGGAGCAAAGUGGGGUUUCAUUUCGUCAAAAGUUAAACGCCCCAACCCCACUGGCCUAAACAAAAAUAUCACUCGGCUCAAAGCAGAGCUGGUUCCUUUACUGGCCGAGACCGGGACAAGUAUGGAGUUGUAAACCACGGAACAGCUGAACUGCGGAGAAAUCAGUGGACAGGAGCCAGAAAGAUAUCUAUCAAUCUGUGCCUGAGCCUCUGCAGCCCUGCGGGAUAAAGAAUUUGAAGGAUUCUCCGUUGUCUGAGUGAAGAGAUUCCUCCUCAUGCAAAAUACUGAACUGGUUACACCUUAUUCUGAGACUGGGAUCCGUGGUUCUGGACCCCUCGGGUCGGGAGAUGAACACCUGUGGUUCGGAGGUGGAGAAUCUCAGCAGUGGGAAGGACGAUGACGAAGCAGUGUGGGACAAUGUGGAGUCUAAUCGGCAUGUCCUCAGCCGCUACAUUAACUCAGCCAAGCUCACACCGUACCUCCGUCAGUGUAAAGUCAUCGACGAGCAGGAUGAAGAUGAGGUGCUCCACUCACCCAUGCUGACGUCCAGAAUCAACCGGUCAAGUCGUCUGCUAGAUAUCCUUCAAACAAAGGGAGAGAGAGGAUAUGUUGUUUUUCUGGAGAGUCUUGAGUUCUAUUAUCCAGAACUGUACAAGUUGGUCACUGGCAAGGAGCCCACACGACGAUUCUCAACAAUUGUUGUGGAGGAAGGACACGAGGGUCUGACGCAGUUCCUGAUGAAUGAAGUGAUCAAACUGCAGCAGCAGACCAAGGCAAAGGAGGUGUCGCGCUGCGACCUGCAGGUGAAGAUGAAACAACUGGAGGAUGAGAAGAAACAGCUGAAGCUGGUGAACCAGGAGCUUCACACGUUCCAAGAACGUUACAACAAGAUGAAAGAGGAGAGGAACAACUACAACGAUGAGCUUAUGAAAGUCAAAGAUGACAAUUACAAUUUGGCCAUGCGGUACGCACAGCUCAGUGAAGAGAAGAACAUGGCGGUGAUGAGAAGCAGAGACCUGCAACUCCAGAUCGAUCAGCUAAAACACAGAUUAAACAAGGUGGAGGAAGAAUGCAAAUUGGAACGCAACCAAUCCCUCAAACUGAAAAAUGACAUUGAGCAGCGGCCAAGGAAAGAGCAGAUGCUGGAAUUGGAACGAGACAAUGAAAUGUUAAAGACUAAAGUCCAGGAACUACAAUCGGUCAUUCAGGCUGGGAAGCGUAGUUUACCCAACUCCGAGAAGGCAAUCCUCGACAUCUUGGAGCACGAUCGCAAGGAGGCCCUGGAAGACAGGCAGGACCUUGUUAACAAGAUUUACAACCUGCAGGAGGAGAACCGGCAGGCAGAGGAGCUCCGGGACAAGUAUCUGGAAGAGAAAGAGGAUUUGGAGUUAAAAUGCUCGACGCUGGUUAAAGACUGUGAGAUGUACAAGCACCGGAUGAACACUAUUAUGCUUCAGUUGGAGGAAGUGGAGAAAGAACGAGAUCAGGCAUUCAGAUCGCGAGAUGAAGCCCAGACACAAUUCUCCCAGUGUCUCAUUGACAAAGAUAAAUAUCGGAAACAAAUCCGGGAACUGGAAGAAAAGAAUGACGAGCUUCAGAUUCAGAUCGUCAGGAAGGAGGGGAAGAUCGUCGCCUUGGAGUCGAAACUCCGCCGUCUGUCCAAGGAUACCAUCUCUGCCGAUCAGAGCCUGCCGCGGAAUAUUCCCAUCAUCUCCCAGAAUUUCUGCCACUCCUACCAGAAGAGCAAUGGUCAGGAGCCGGAGAGCUCGUCAACAUCCGAGGAAUCUCCUGAGGACAGCGAGUUCUUUGUGCAGGAGCCGCGACUGAGACGCCGACCCAACCUCAAGGUCUUUGGAAUCGGACGCCCCAAGUCUCCGUGCACCUUUCCCAGGCAUCAGGAUUAUCAAGAUGAAGAUAUGUCGGAUGUCAGCAGUACCAAGAUGGAAACUCCGAAUUCCAUGAACGGCAGUGACCCUCUCAAUUUUAUGCAGACAUUGAGACCUCGGUUUCCCAGCGUCAUGUCAACGACCCCUGAGCCGCCCUGCAAUGACUCCAUUCUACGGAGGACCAGAGAGGGAGAGCGGGAUAUGCCGUACAGAAAUAUAACAGAUGAGGACAUCGACAGCAUCUGCUGCUAUAACUUUGAUAUCAACCAAACAGAGACAGAUGAUGAAUAUCAGGAGAGAAUCUCGCACGGGCCCCCCUCUGUCUAUUCAUCUUCAUCAUCCUAUCAAUCGGAAGCACUGGAUUCAUGUGACUUCGAGCACGUCGAUGCCAUCUUCAGAAAAUUCUCCUUGGAAAGACCUUUCCGUCCAUCUGUGACCUCCGCCUCCCAGAUCAGUAACCCCCUGAAGCAAAUGCAACACACAACCCUGGAUGGCGACAACCUCGUGUCAGAAAUCUCCUUUGUCGGGGGAAACGAGAGGGGGAUUUUCAUCCAGUCAGUACAGCCAGCCUCUGCCGCUGAGAAGGCAGGACUGAAAGAAGGACACCAGAUGAUUCUGCUGGAAGGUUGCAUCAGGGGAGAAAUCCAAACGGUUCCUCUGGAAAACUCAACCAAAGAAGAAGCCCAUUGGACAUUACAACGUUGCUCUGGACCAGUGACGUUGCACUUUCGAGCAAACUUUGACGGUUACAAGAAACUGCAAAAGGAUCUGGAAGAUGGCUGCAUCACGUCGGGGGAUUCGUUUUACGUUCGAGCCAAUCUGAGUAUCGCCGGGCAGACGGACAGCUGCUCGAUGUGCGUGAAGUGUGACGAGAUCAUUCACGUCUUAGACACCAUGUUCCAGGGCAGAUGUGAAUGGCUGUGCUCUCGAGUCGACCUGUUCACCGACAAGGACCUGGAAAGAGGCACCAUUCCGAGUUGCUGCAGAGCUCAGCAGCUGCUCCUGGUGAAGCUUCAGAGACUGAUGUACCGUGGCAGCAGAGACGAGACAGAAAAUCAAUAUAGCACGCUCCGCGGAUUAUGGAGCCUUUUCCAGCAUGAAGAACAACCUCCUACUGAUCCCAGGGCUCCACGCCUCUCGCGAGCAAGUAUUUUCCUCGGCCAGAUUUUACAGUUUGUCAGCAGGUCCGACAACAAGUACAAGCGGCUGAACAGCAGCGAGCGAGUGCGGAUUGUCACCAGCUCCCCCUCCGGACCAGUCAAAGCCUCUUUCGAAACACUGAAGCUCUCGGCUGACAAGCAAGACGACUUAGAUCCAGAGAGCGACAUGAAGAAGAGCUUCACCCUGAUCCCCUACAGCUUGGUGCAUCCGUACCAUACGCAACGGAAGCGUCCUGUGCUCUUCUCACCCACCCCACUGGCCAAGUUACUCGUGCAAAAGUUACUCAAUUCCGGAGAAUCCAUGGAAUAUGACAUCUGCAAACCAGAUAUUUUAAACAAAGAAGAAUAUUUACAGAAACUGAAGUCUGAGCCGAUUAUUUUCUCCCGAGAAAAACAUUUAAACGCUUUUGAAUGCGUCAUGCCGGCCAGCAUCAAAGCUGUGACUGCCAAGAAUAAACAUUGUUUACUGGAAGCCGGGCUGAGCUGCACGAGAGAUUUAAUUAAGAAAGACAUCUAUCCAAUUAUAAUCGUCAUUAGAGUCUGUGAGAAGAACAUCAAACGUUUCAGGCGGUUGCCCGCAAAACCAGACAGUGGCGAGGAAGAGCUGUUGAAAAGCUGCCGCUCGAACGAGAGUGAACUGGAGGCCCUCCCCUGCCUGUACGUCACGGUGGAGUCUGAGUGCUGGAGUAGCAUCAAGGACCUCAUUAAAAUCAUCAAAGAGAGAAUUGCUGAAGAGCAGAAGAAGACAAUUUGGAUCGAGCAAGAUCAGCUCUAGAAAAUGACCACAUAAUAGCGAGCUCCAGGACAUGAGCCGGCGGUGAAGCACAUAUACACACACACAGACAGACAGACAGACACACGCACGCACGCACGCACACACGUACACACACACACACACACACACACACACACACACACACACACACACACACACACAC